AUGCAGCCAUAUCCAUCUUACUCGAAGACCUUACUACCGGCACGGUCUCGAAGUUGGAGCCCGAACUAUUUGGAUCACAAGAUUCUUCAUGUUCAUCACGGCACCUAUCUCCUAUCCGAUAAGCAAGGAGACGAAGUUGGCCAGUUUGACCGAGGUCGCCUUAUUGAAUUGUUGAAGAUGUCCACAGAGGCUGGGCAGAAUAAGGAGAUGGCCACAGAAGUGAAGAUUGCCGUUGGUGCAAUGGAAUUCGCAAAUAAAGUCGCCAGAGAUGUCAUGACGAGAAUCGACGUGAGUGACUAGUC
This is a messenger RNA of Cylicostephanus goldi, 302 nucleotides long. The record is from the annotation of a GenBank genome assembly. Lineage: Eukaryota; Metazoa; Nematoda; Chromadorea; Rhabditida; Strongylidae.